Molecule: messenger RNA, 2946 nt
Organism: Metarhizium brunneum ARSEF 3297
Lineage: Eukaryota; Fungi; Ascomycota; Sordariomycetes; Hypocreales; Clavicipitaceae
Source: RefSeq, a predicted model, not a curated record
AUGUUUGAACAGCCUGUUGUGACAUUUGAGUCGGGCCAAGGAUUCAGUCUCAUUGGUGCAGACAUCCUUAUUGAUCCUGAUGAGUUUGAAGGAGUUCACAUUGCAGCCAAGAACCUAUCCAAAGACUUUACUAGAGUCACUGGCCAAGGUGGCAAUGCCGUUCUGACCACAGCAACUGGCCGCGUUGAGUCUAAAUCUUGCGUUAUCGUGGGAACGCUGUCAAAGUCGGCAAUAAUCAAGAAGCUAGGAUCUGACGGGAAAAUUGACUUUUCCGGUAUUGAUGGAAAAUGGGAAUCCUGGGUCACCCAAUGCGUGUCCAAUCCAACCGAAGGCUAUGACAACGCCUUGGUAAUUGCCGGCAGCGACAAGAGAGGUGCUAUUUACGGCAUAUACUCUCUGUCCGAACAGAUUGGCGUCUCUCCAUGGCAUUGGUGGGCGGAUGUUCCCCCCAAAGUUCAUGACGAAAUUUAUGCUCUCCCUGUGUCAACCCGCAACGGCGAGCCAAGCGUCAAAUAUCGAGGCAUUUUUAUCAAUGAUGAAGCACCAGGGAUGGACUCCUGGGUCCACGAGAAAUUCGGCCCCAAGUUUGAUUCCAACUUCUACCACCUCGUGUUUGAGCUACUCCUUCGGCUUAAAGCCAACUUUAUGUGGCCCGCCAUGUGGAGGGGAUACCCGUACCCGGGCAGAUCAUUCUUCGUUGACGAUCCCAAAAACCAGGCUCUUGCCGACAGUUAUGGGAUAGUAAUGGGCACUUCUCAUCACGAACCAAUGCAACGCGCCAUGAACGAAUGGUCCACCACACAGCCAGAGAACACUUGGAAUUGGGAGAUCAAUAAGGAAAAGGUCACAGAGUACUUUAAAUUUGGUGCAGAGAGAGCACGACCCUUUGAGUCGUACAUCACGAUGGGCAUGCGAGCAGAAGGUGACAAUCCUAUUAGCGGCAGUGACCCUAAGAAGAUCCUUACAGAAGUUCUUGAUGUUCAAAGAGGUAUUAUAGAGGAAAAUUACGGGAGCAAGGGCGGUGUGAUGCAAUUGAUGGCACUAUACAAUGAGGUGCAACAGUAUUAUGACGAUGGGCUGGAGAUUCCAGAAGACAUCACACUUCUUUUCUCUGAUGAUAAUUUUGGCUCUCUGCGCCGAUUGCCGAAUGAGCAAGAGAAGAAACGCCCGGGCGGCUCCGGAUACUACUACCACUUCCAAUACACGGGAUAUCCUCGAUGCUAUCGGUGGAUGAACAGCAACACGCUAGGGAAAGCAUGGCACCAACUACAACUAGCACAUGCCGAAGGCGCAAAUCGCAUCUGGGUCUUCAACGUUGGCGAUCUCAAGCCUUGCGAAGUGCCCAUGAGCUUUGGGUUUGACCUUGCUUGGAAUGUCCACUCCAUCAGCGCCGACUCCUUUCCCCAAUACUACGAGGAACUAGCAACGCGAGAAUUUGGGCGCAAACACGCCAAGGGUAUCGCCAAGGCUUGGUACGACUUUGACCGUCUUGUCGCACUCCGGAAACAGGACCACAUCGAUGUGAACACAUUUAUUCUGCUCAAGUACCACGAAGCAGACAAUAUUGUCGCGCGUUGGAAGACUCUGCUGCAGGAUGCGAAGACAAUCAACGCCAAAAUAGACAAGGAGUACAAAUCCGCCUUCUUCCAGCUGGUUCUCCACCCUAUCAAGGCAUCCUAUCUGUGUACCUUGCUCCGAGUAACCCAGUAUAGAAACCAACUGUUUGCCAAGCAGCGUCGAAAUACUACAAAUGUGCUAUUCCACCGGAGUCUCGAAAUCCUCAACAAAGACCAUGAUCUCAUGAUGGAAUACCAUACUAUUAACGGUGGCAAGUGGAACCAUAUCAUGAGGCAGCCGCACUACGGAUACGGAGAUACUGGUGCCCAACCGUCAAGAAAUAUGAUUGACGGCCUGUGCUACGUCCAGACUAGAGAGGAUUCCAACCCCAGCGUUGGGCAUAUGGGCAUUGCUGUGGAAGGCAUUGAAGGCAUCAAUCCCGGACAUAUCAAUGAGGACUCGGACCGAACUCAUCCAUCCCGCAAGUGGCUGGAGCCGGGAGUGACUCUCCCCUUUAUCACUCCGUACGGCCCGCAGGACCGGUAUUUUGAAGUGUUCCACCGCGGAACAAAAGCGUUCUCCUGGGUCGCGAAACCGCAGUACGACUGGAUCAAGCUCACUCAGUACCAGGGCCAUCUCAAACCUGAAGAUGACGACACCAGGGUGGUUCUCACUAUUGACUGGACGCAAGUCCCCGCAAAUUUUGAUGAAAAGGUGUUCAUCGAAGUCUUUGGUUCUCGAGAUGGCUACGAAAAAGUCCACUUGACUGUGCGUCAUAGUCGGGUCCCUGCUGACUUCACUGGCUUCGUUGAAACGAGCGGCCACCUCGCCAUCGACGCAGGCAAAUGGGCUACAUCCCCAUAUCAGGCUCUUCCAGCCCUGGGCCGCACCGCUGCAGGGUCUGUGACUUUGCCAAUUGGCACCGACCUGAGCAAUCCCGACGACAUUCCGUUCCUGCGCUACCCAAUAUAUGUCCUCUCUGAUCGCGACAACGCCAACCUCGAGCUGCAAUUCAACAUGACUCUGGAAACCGACCCGCAGAGCCGCAUGGAGUAUGACAUACGCUGGGACGGCGGAGAAAUCAAGCGAUAUCGCCUCACUGACGACGAUCCCGGCAAUGACCGCGGCCUCCCGCGAGACUGGAACGUGGCGGUCAUGGACUGCGUCUGGAAAAAGUCCCAUAACAUUGGGCACGCCACAGUCGGCGCUCACACUAUUGAGGUGCGAUUCCGCAAGCCCAACAUGAUUCUGGAGAAGCUCGUUCUGGAUCUUGGGGAUUUGCGGUACACGUACUUGGGGCCCCCUGAGAGCGAGUAUGUCGAGGGCGGCAGCCGCGCAGCUACCUGUAUUAGACACAACGAUCGGCUAAGCUUGGAUUUGAGAUAUUAA